Ipomoea nil (Japanese morning glory) is the source of this 1609-nucleotide messenger RNA. RefSeq lists its product as uncharacterized. Lineage: Eukaryota; Viridiplantae; Streptophyta; Magnoliopsida; Solanales; Convolvulaceae. The record is from RefSeq and is a predicted model, not a curated record. The transcript has 2 exons. The coding region runs from base 112 to 1431 and encodes 439 amino acids.
UUGAAAACUGCAUUGCGCUAACCACAAUAUCAGCUAAAACUUUUCCUUCUUCUUUUCUUCCAUUUGCAGAAAUUGUCUGCCAAAACCCACUCAUCUCUUUGAGGUGUAACAAUGGAAUCUAAUGGUAUGUAUUCGAACAUGGGGUCUGGAAUGUUAGGGCUAGAAAUGUCACUUCACCAUGUCCCACCUCAACAAAACCCCCACCCCAUGCAGCACCAAUCCCACCCUCCCAUGGUGUCCUGGCCAGGCGGCGGCGGCGGCACUUACCCUUCUGGGAAUAAGCCCAAACCCACCCCAGGCUUGACCCUCAGCGACGACAAUGAUCCCGGAGGGCCCACCGCCGAUCAGAACAGCGUUGAUGAUGGGAAGAGGAAAAUGUGCCCGUGGCAGAGAAUGAAAUGGACGGAUAAUAUGGUGAGGCUGUUGAUUAUGGUGGUGUAUUACAUCGGCGAUGAGGUUGGAUCUGAAGGGAAUAUCAACGACCCGGCCGGGAACAAGAAGAAGGCCGCCGGCGGCGGCGGCGGCGGCGUUAUGCAGAAGAAAGGGAAGUGGAAGUCGGUGUCGCGGGCGAUGAUGGAGAGGGGAUUCUACGUGUCCCCCCAGCAAUGCGAGGAUAAGUUCAAUGAUCUGAACAAGAGGUACAAGAGGGUGAAUGAUAUCAUCGGAAAAGGCACCGCGUGCAAGGUUGUCGAGAAUCAAACCUUGCUGGAAACAUUGGAUUUAUCGCCAAAGAUGAAGGAGGAAGCCAAGAAAUUGCUAAACUCUAAGCACUUGUUUUUCAGGGAAAUGUGUGCUUACCAUAACAGCUGCGCCCACGGCGGCGCUAGCGGAAGCACCGCCGCCGACGGAGGAUCGGACCCCACUUCUCAGGCCAAUAAUCCUCACCAGAAGUGUAUGCAUUCAUCUGAGAAUGUCAGAAUCGGGCCGAAUUUGGCGCCGGCAGAGGUAGAGGGACUAAAAAUCGACAACGACGAUGACGAGGAUAGCGAUGACGACGAGGAAUACGAGGAGGAUGAGGAGGAUUCCAGUAUCGACGAAAAAUCAAGAAAGAAGGCUAGAAAGACGGAAUCUUGGUCGGCCAUGGUGCUGCAACAGCUGAGCGGAGAAUUAAGAAACAUGUGUGAAGACAGUACGAGGAGUCCGGUGGAAAAGCGGCGGUGGAUAAAAGCAAGAACGAUGCAAUUGGAGGAGCAGCGGGUGGAGUAUGAAUCCGAAGCAUUGGAGCUGGAAAAGCAGCGAGUGAAAUGGGAAAAGUUCAGCAGCAAGAAGGAGAGGGAGAUGGAGAGGGAGAAGAUGAUGAACCAACGGAAGAAAUUGGAGAACGACAGAAUGGUUCUUCUGCUCCACCAGAAAGAGCUGGAGUUGAAGAACGGUGUUCAUCACCAAGCUUCUUACAACAGAACUAGCGAUCCGUCUUCUGUGACGGGAUGAAAACGAUCCAAAAAUUCAGAUGAUUAUAGUUCUAUGAAGUCCUAGUAUUUUGCAUAAUGUGUUUACUUUGAAUCACCUAGUUUAAUUAAUGUGUAGAUGUUACAGCAUGUGAAUAGGUUUAAUAUAUAUAUACUUUUGGUUUAGUGUGUGGUAUGAAUUCCAGAAUGUCUUUGCGAUU